AUGGAGGAGGCGAAGCAGGAGUUUGACCGGAUGAAUGGCCUUAAAGAGGAGCUUGAGGUAAAGGUUGCCAAGUUGGAAGGAUUUGGAGAACGAGAAGGUCCACAAUUUCCAACCACAAUAGGAGUUGAUGGUGUGGUUGUUCCUAAGGCUGAGGCAGAUUGGAAUGAUGAUGACAGGAAGAAAAUAGAACUCAAUGCUAAAGCUAUUAACCUGUUAAAUUGUGCUGUCAGCUUCGAAGAAUACCGACGGGUAUCAAGAUGUACAACAGCAAAGCAAAUCUGGAAUAAGCUCCAAGUUACUCAUGAAGGUACAACUCAAGUCAAAAGAUCCAGAAUAGACAUGAUAAACAGAGAAUACGAAAUGUUUUCAAUGAAGGAAGGAGAAACAAUCGAUGAAAUGUUUGAAAGACUCAACAUUAUCAUCACUGGCUUGGAUGCUAUGGGAAUCACACAUUUAGAAUCUGUGCUCGUGAGAAAAAUAUUGAGAUGUCUCACUAAAGAGUGA
Messenger RNA from Arachis ipaensis, 504 nucleotides. RefSeq lists its product as uncharacterized. Lineage: Eukaryota; Viridiplantae; Streptophyta; Magnoliopsida; Fabales; Fabaceae. The record is from RefSeq and is a predicted model, not a curated record.